Messenger RNA from Alternaria arborescens, 1518 nucleotides. RefSeq names its product putative 26S proteasome regulatory subunit. Lineage: Eukaryota; Fungi; Ascomycota; Dothideomycetes; Pleosporales; Pleosporaceae. Bases 1 to 1518 code for a protein of 505 amino acids. Gene Ontology annotation, cellular component: proteasome regulatory particle, lid subcomplex; proteasome complex. Gene Ontology annotation, molecular function: enzyme regulator activity. The record is from RefSeq and is a predicted model, not a curated record. The transcript is spliced from 3 exons. Gene Ontology annotation, biological process: regulation of protein catabolic process; ubiquitin-dependent protein catabolic process.
AUGGCGGACAGCAUGGAAGGCGUCGUCGUCGAGGGCGAGCAGCCCAAGGCCGAGAACGUAGAGCAGAAGGCCAUUGCUGACAUCCGGGGCAACUUUGUCCUCCUCGAGCGAGCCGUCGCCCAGUUCGAUACCCGCUUUACCCUACGCGCCCUCCGUUCCAUAUCAUCGCUCCGCAAGAGGCUCACCGACCGUGUACUAUGCUCUGUCAUCAUCCUGACAUACUCCCCAAACAACGCCACAGCGCGCAACUUCAUCGAGUACAUUGGCAUGGAUGGCGAGGCGAUACAGAGCGUUGUAUCCCAGUACAAGGAGGAGGUCCAACUCAACAAAAACAACACCAAGGAGCCCCUGCCCGAGGUGGACAUUUACAUAGCCAUUCUGAUACAGGUCUAUCUCUACGAUCAGAAGGAGUUUGAAGAGGGAGCUGAGUUCGCCGAGACGCUGGUAGACAAGAUCCGAGAGCUAAACAGGCGGACAUUGGACUCGUUAGCAGCCAAGGCCUACUUCUACUUCUCUCUGUUCCACGAGGAAAUGGACCCCAAGCCCCCAUCGAAGCAGUCGCCCGUCAUUCAAAUCCGCGGAAAGCUACUCGCUGCGCUCCGAAGCGCAGUGCUCAGGAAAGACCCAGACACGCAGGCCUCCGUUACCACACUGUUGCUCCGAAACUCCCUCUCGACCGCCGACAUCACACAAGCCGAUCUCCUUGUUGCGCAGACGCAAUUCCCACCACAAGCCCCAAACAACCAGGUUGCGAGAUACUUGUACUACCUUGGCCGCAUACGGGCUAUUCAGCUGUCCUACACCGAGGCACACGAGCACCUAAUCAGCGCCACCCGCAAGUCGCCCUCUGCUCACUGUGCAACAGGCUUCUACCAGGCUUCGAUGAAGCUCCUGGUAGUCGUUGAGCUGCUGAUGGGUGACAUUCCCGAGCGCGAGGUCUUCAGCCAGCCCCGUCUGGAGCGUGCUAUGGAGCCUUACUUCCGUCUCGUUCAGGCAGUCCGCGUUGGCGAUCUACAGGGCUUCCUGAAGGUGGUGCAGACGUCCUCGUCCGUCUUCCAGCGCGAUGGCACCUACACUCUGAUCCUCCGCCUGCGACAAAAUGUUAUCAAGACUGGUAUCCGUAUGCUGUCGCUUUCAUACUCGCGCAUCUCGCUCCGCGACAUCUGCAUCCGUCUCGGUCUUGAGAGCGAGGAGUCGGCCGAGUACAUUGUUGCCAAGGCUAUUCGCGAUGGUGUCAUAGAGGCUUCUAUUGAUCACGAGAAGGGAUUCAUGCAGACCAAGGUUGCUGGCGAUAUCUACGCAACUCGUGAGCCUGGUGAGGCAUUCCACGAGCGUAUCCGGGCGUGCUUGACCCUGCACGACGAGUGUGUCAAGGCAAUGCGAUACCCCAUGAACCAACAUCGUCUGGAGCUCAAGAACGCCCAGGAGGCGCGGGAGAGGGAGCGCGAGUUGGCCAAGGAGAUCCAAGAUGGUGACAUUGACGAGGACGACGCGGGUGGAGACUUUGAAGGCUUGUAG